UUCAGCUAUUUCUUGAAUUUUCCUCAUUUUUUUAUUCUACGUUCCAUUUUCUCUUCUUAUUUUUAUUUCUCCCAAGACCUAAUUAUUCAAUUUAUUCCGAUCUUAAAUUUUCCCGAUCAUGGACAUUACCAUAAUCACCGAUACCGCCUCAAUCGCCACGUCUCAGUAUCUAGGGUUUCCGAUUCCCCUCAAUUUUUCCACCUCCAAUCAUCAAUUUUCCCUUUCGGAUUCCUCCUCCGAUCAAUCCUCACCAUCCACCGGAACUCUCCAAAUCUCCGCCGUAAUUUGCCCCGUUGACGCCCUUGCUCCUCCGCCAGUGAAAUCCAAUUCGUUCAGAACCACCUCGCGUACGCUUCUCCGUAAGAAGAGGCGUAUUAGGAGGAAAUCCUUCAGCGGUGGAGACUCCGACGAAGGCAGCGAAGGGGACGAUGGGUUGUUCGGUGGCGAUGGACCUUUUUUCGGCGGAGGCGGCGGAGGUUUUGGAGGUAGCGGUGGUGGGGGUUGGAAUUUCGAUAGAUAUGGAGGGCAUAAUUGGGAUGAAUCGUGGUCUUCUUCGCCAUCUGAUCCAGCUUUCGAUUUCGUUUAUGAGGUAAUUUCUUGGAUAGUGCUUUCGAAUUGCGUUCAUUUUGCGUUCCAGAAAGUUUUUCGAAUCGCUGCUGAUGGAAUCGGCGAUGCCGAUCGGGAAAAGGUGCCAUUGAGACUGACUUCAGUUUGUUGAUUCUGAAUUCCAAAAAUAGUUUUAAUUCUCAAAUUCAACGCUUAACAAAUCUUUAAAAAUUGGGAAUUGAUUCAUUUGCCCAUGUGGGUACUAUGACAUGAUGAUUAUGAUCUCGCUAUCGAAAAUUUGUAUAUAUUAUAUGUAAAUAUAGAUAUUACUAUUCCUGUUGUUCUAUUUUCAAUUUACAUUGUAUAUUUGUUAUAUAUUAUGUGUUUUUAGUUCUUCUAA
Molecule: messenger RNA, 946 nt
Organism: Cannabis sativa
Lineage: Eukaryota; Viridiplantae; Streptophyta; Magnoliopsida; Rosales; Cannabaceae
Exons: 1
Coding region: 119-718 (199 amino acids)
Source: RefSeq, a predicted model, not a curated record